AUGAACAGCUCACCGAAGAGAUGUGCGAAUGAGGUCUCACUUCUUCCCUACGACUUAAUUUUCAAAAUUCUUCUUCUCCUUCCUGCAAAAGACAUCUUAAAGCUAACUCUCGUAUGCAAAACAUGGCGUACCCUGAUAAGCAGCCCUAAUUUCAUCGAAUCCCACACCACUCGUUGUGAAAAAGUUCUCACAUUUCUUAAACAAUUCUCCGAAUCACGCCCAAAUACAUUCGAUAUCAACACCAAUAACAACAAUCAAUUCACACUCUUCGACCCAAAUCCUCCCAAAAAGCAAAAACUUCAAAUCUAUCUAAUGGAAUUCAAUUUCAAACACCAAAACGCCACAAUCACCGACCCAAACAUUUCCGGUUUCCGCGAAAUCUUAGCCACAUGUAAUGGUUUAAUUCUAGCGACAAACAAAACCGGGACUUUACUAAUCUUGAAUCCCACAACCCGAAAGCUCCUCCCACUCAAAUCCGGAACCAUAGUUCAAACCCGUGAUGAAUCAUACGGGUUUGUAUUCAGCCCUAAAACCCAACAAUAUAAAGCUAUACACGUGUUCAGAGACGAAUCGGGUCACAUAGACACUGAAAUACUAAGCUUAAGCACAAUGCAAUGGACCGGGUGUCAUGUCCCCACUUUCGGGCUCUUCCGUGACUUCACACACAAACCAGUUUCCACUUGUGGGGUUCUUUAUUGGCUUCCAGGGACUAAUAAUGUAAAUUAUAUAAUCUCAAUGGAUAUAGACAAGGAAAAGUUUUCCCGUAUGGAUCUUCCAGUUACAACUGGGAUGAAUGAUCGACUUAUUGAGAAUGGUGAUUUGUUGAAUUUUGUUGCUCAAUUGACGGUUUACCGGAUUCAAAUAUGGACAUUGAAACGGGCCGAAUGUGAGGAAAUUUGGGUCAAGAAGUGUACGAUUAACAUGGAUUAUGAUAUAACAGGGUUGAUUCCGGUUUUCAUGACGAAAAAUGGGAGGUUUUUAGUUUUUAAGAAGUGGAGAGAAGCGGUUUAUGAGUAUGAUAUGGAAGAAGAGGAAAUGGGGAAGGUGGUGAUUGAUGGGGAUCGGAAUUUUAAUUAUAGAAUGGCGUUUACGCAUUUGAAUACGCUUGUUUCAUGGUCGAAUUCCACACCGUUGUGGUAG
Molecule: messenger RNA, 1140 nt
Organism: Lactuca virosa
Lineage: Eukaryota; Viridiplantae; Streptophyta; Magnoliopsida; Asterales; Asteraceae
Source: the annotation of a GenBank genome assembly